GUUGUUUGUCAUGAAAGACACAUUAACUGUACUAAUUAGUGCAACUGCCGAUCAGACGAUUUGCAGCUCACUGAUAAAUUCAAACAUGGAGUUGACAGUGGACACUGCAAUGGUUCCUUGUCCAGAUCCAUAUCGCCCUCUUCAGCUGGAGUCCUUGACCUGGAUUGAUCAAUUGUUUGUCUACAAAGAACCUCAUCCGGAUGAAUGUUUUGAUGAAGUCUGCUGUGGAAUAAAGCCGGACAACAGAUAUAAGGUCAAGGAUAAUGUCGGGAAUGUUCUUUUUAGUAUUCUUGAGGACAGCGAUUAUUGUAGCAGGCAUUUCUAUCAAGGACGUUCCUUCAUAAUGAAUGUUAUUAAUGAAUCUAAUAAAGAGGUCAUCAGACUGGUGCACCCGUUUGUUUGCGGCAGCUUCAAUCAUGAGCUGGAGGUUCAGUCCCCACCAGGCUUUACCAUCGGACAUGUUCGACAAAACUGGCAUGUUUGCCUGCCUCAGUUCACAGUUGAGAAUAAACGAGGUGAAGCAGUCGCUAAGAUCGCAGGACCAUUUUUACCUCUUACCUGCUGCGUGGAUCAGAACUUUGAGCUGGUGUCUUUGAACGCGGCAGCGACAGACGAACCAUUUGGCGAGAUCAUCAAACCCUUCUCAUGCAGUGUAAUAAACACAGGUGCAGAUUUUGUGCUGAGGUUUCCAAGCGACCUGGAUGUCCAAAUGAAAGCUACACUGUUGGGGGCCUGCAUACUUAUUGACUUCAUGCAUUAUGAUAAGCCAAAACAACAGAUACUAUGUCUACUGAAGUAUUUAUCCCCUUUGGCGGUUUUCACUCUGUUUACGCUCAAGUAAACAUGCAUGAAAGAAACAACAAGG
Messenger RNA from Carassius gibelio (silver crucian carp), 865 nucleotides. RefSeq names its product phospholipid scramblase 2. Gene Ontology annotation, cellular component: plasma membrane. Lineage: Eukaryota; Metazoa; Chordata; Actinopteri; Cypriniformes; Cyprinidae. Gene Ontology annotation, biological process: plasma membrane phospholipid scrambling. The record is from RefSeq and is a predicted model, not a curated record. Bases 11 to 841 code for a protein of 276 amino acids. Gene Ontology annotation, molecular function: phospholipid scramblase activity. The transcript is spliced from 8 exons.